AUGCUUAAUUCUUCAUUUAAUUUUUUUGAGGAGAAUGACAUUGCAAAAUUGAGAAAAUAUGUAUCAUCAUUAAAUAUAUUAAUUAGUUUAUUACAAAAGAAAAUGAGUGGAAAAAAGACAAAGCAGUUCUAGAGUAAAAAAAUCAUUUGCUUGAACUCUAAUUGGAAGACUAUAAGUUGAGGGAAACUAAUCAAAAAAAAUUAAAUGAUACAAUUACUUAAGCUAUUAGUGACUCAACUGCCAAUUAGAAAGUAUUUGUUUAUAUUUUUUACAGUUUAGAAAUCAAUUGCAGAAUUAUAAAAAAACAUCGAUUUUUAAUAGAAGGACCAUUGUAAGGCAAAAUUUAAAGAGUAGAUAAAAUAAUUAGAACUUUAAGUAAUGUUUCUAUUAAAUUAAAGGUUAGGUCUUUAUAGGAAUAAUUAUAAGAAAAAGAAUCUUAAGUAAAGGAGUUAGAAUUAUAAUACUAAAAAUAAUAUUUGCUUUAUGAUCAUCGAAUUUCUUAACUUGAACAAGAGAAACUCUCAAAUAAUUAAGACAUUUAAAAAUUAAGAGAACAAUUUACUAAAUAAGAGGAUGCUUAUAAAUAAAAAGAAUAAUAAUAUAAAUAAUCUCAUGAUUAAGAAUUACAAAAAAUAAAAGAUCUAAACAUCCAAGAUACUAAUUCAAAGCAACAAGAUUAUGAAACAAAAUUCGCUUAAUUAUCCAUUUUACAUGAAAAAGAAAAAGAAUAACUCUAAAUUAGAAUUAGCAAAUGUUAAAAUACGAUUAAGAAAUAUUAACAACAUAUUGAGUAGAAUGUUGAUAUCAUAAAUUUGAAAUAAUAAUAUGAAGAUUAAAUUAAAUAAUUGAAUAAUAAAAAUACUGAAAUUUAGACAUAAUUUUCAUAUGAAAAAUAAAUCUUAUUGAAUCAAAUUGAAGAAUUAAAAUUAAUCUAUCGAGAUCCAAAUUUAAAGGAAAGUAUGAAUUGUCAUAAUAGUACAUCUAAAAACAGAAGCAUUGAUGCUAUUAAAAUAAAAAGUUCUCUCUAAUCAUAUGAUAGUCCAAUUUAAUGUAAAAGUUUUCACAUACCUUGUCCUGAAAGCAAAGUACAAAUCUAUAAUAACUAUUUGAAAAAUUCAUCCACUCAAUCUAUUAUUUUAGCUUAAAAAUAAUAAAUUUAAUAAUAACAAUUAUAAUAAAACAAUUAAUCAUUUGAAAAAUCUUCGAAUAUGAAUGAUGGAAUACCUAUUUCGAUAGAUUAAUUCAACUUAAUGAAAGAUAAAAAAUUAAAAUCAUCAUCUACUCUUUCUUUUCCAACAAGUAAUAAUUACAAUCUUAAUUCCUAUUUAUAAGAGCAAAGCAUCUUUUAAUAAAAUCAAGAAUCUUUUUAGUUGGAUUCUAAAAAUAACUUUAAAGAGGAAAUAUACAAAACUAAAAUUUUAAAAUAAUUGAAUCCUAAUAUCUCAAACAGAUAAAUUCAAUUAGAUUAUAAUAGAUCUAUCAAACACGAAUUAUAAAAAUAAAAGGAAUAAAAUUAUUAAAGAUCCAUAUCUUAAGAAGGAGUAAAAUAAUAAAUAUCCAAUUUAAACAAAAUGUUAGGCUAAACUGAAUUAAGUUUUUAAUAGAGUACUUCAACAUAAUAAAAAACUAAUAAUACUUCACUUAAUAAUUUCAAAGUUCCAGCUUUUACUUAGAAUUAAUUAAAUAGUUUAAAAAAUAGUUCAUAAUAUAUAUAUCCAUGCACAACUUUAAGGAUGAAAGAAAGUCUAUUACACAAAAUAAAACAUAAUAAUAAUCAUAGUACUCAUGAAGAGAUCAAAUAAAAUAAAGAGAAUCAUUAGCCAAUUAAAAAUCAUUCAAAAAGUGAUAUUAAAGUUAUGAUUGGCAAAUUGCUAUAAAAUAAAGGAAAGUAAAGUGAUCUAUAAGAAAAUAAUGGAUAUCAAAUAAAGAAUAAUAGAAUUUGA
Molecule: messenger RNA, 1943 nt
Organism: Paramecium sonneborni
Lineage: Eukaryota; Ciliophora; Oligohymenophorea; Peniculida; Parameciidae
Source: the annotation of a GenBank genome assembly